ACUGAGCGAGUCAGACCGAGGCGCAACCGCACUGGAGGGGAAGUCAAGUCGUGCUGGAGUGGCGCGGCAUCCUCGAACGCUUUACAACUAGAAAAAGAAAAGAAAAAAGCGAGAGCCGAUCCGCGUUGAAUCAUGUUUCUACACGAUGGACUAUGCUGGUUUUAAAAGUCCAGAGCAGGGAUUUGUAGUUUGCGAGGCAUGGCGCUCCUUUUUGCGUGCUUCUUUCUGUCUUGUUGCAGCAGUGUUUUGGGAACUCAGCACAGUGACACCAGCAUCUAUUUGGAUAACAUCACGCGCAUAUUGGAUAGAUUACUGGAUGGGUAUGACAACAGACUACGACCCGGAUUUGGAGGUCCAGUCACAGAGGUCAAAACAGACAUCUUUGUCACCAGUUUCGGACCAGUCUCAGAUGUUGAGAUGGAAUAUACCAUGGACGUGUUCUUCCGUCAGACCUGGAUCGACGAGCGGCUGAAAUUCGAGGGCCCCAUCGAGAUCCUGCGGCUCAACAACCUGAUGGUCAGCAAGAUCUGGACGCCGGACACGUUUUUCCGGAACGGCAAGAGGUCGAUCUCGCACAACAUGACCACCCCCAACAAGCUGUUCCGCAUCAUGCAGAACGGAACUAUCCUCUACACCAUGAGGUUAACCAUAAACGCCGAGUGCCCCAUGCGGCUGAUGAACUUCCCCAUGGACGGCCACGCCUGCCCACUCAAGUUUGGGAGCUACGCGUACCCCAUCAGCGAAAUCGUCUACACGUGGAAGAAAGGCCCUCUGUCGUCGGUGGAGGUGCCGCAGGAGUCGUCCAGCCUACUGCAGUACGACCUCAUCGGCCAAACCGUGUCCAGCGAGAGACUAAAAUCCAACACAGGCGAAUACGUCAUCAUGACCGUCCACUUCCACCUCCAGAGGAAGAUGGGCUUCUUCCUCAUCCAGACGUACAUCCCCUGCAUCAUGACCGUCAUCCUGGCGCAAGUCUCUUUCUGGAUUAACAAGGAGUCCGUUCCAGCCAGGACCGUCUUCGGUAUCACCACAGUCCUCACCAUGACCACGCUCAGCAUCAGCGCCCGACACUCGCUGCCAAAAGUCUCCUAUGCCACGGCCAUGGACUGGUUCAUCGCCGUCUGCUUCGCCUUUGUCUUCUCGGCGCUGAUCGAGUUUGCGGCCGUCAAUUACUUCUCAACCCUGCAGGCCAACCGAGAGCUGCGGAAGGCAGCGGCCAUGAAAGCGGCGGCUCAAGAGGCGGCAGCUGCAGGUGCUGCCCCAGCUGCAGCCGGCGGUGCCGAUGGAGACGUUUCCUCAGCGGAUGCCAGCAACGUGCUGAAGAAGAGGAUGAACUCCGCGCCGCUUUUCGAACGUCCGGCCAAAACCUUCCCCAACCCGCCGGUCAACGCUCAAGCCUUCCUGCAGCAGGGCUCGGCGGUACCGGCCAACAACGUUCUGACCGGCACCAGCAUCAUCGACAAGUACUCUCGCAUCCUCUUCCCCCUUUCCUUCGGUGCGUUCAACCUGGUCUACUGGAUCGUCUACUUGACCAAGGACACCAUGGAGAUGUCCAGGGACACCGUCUGAGAUGGAGUUACUGGAUACUACACUUAACAUAUGCAAACACACAGAUUUAUAAAUAGUACACUCACCACAGUAAGUAAAGACAAGGAUGCUCGCCAAGCAGUCUGUCACGCCGCCUCAGUGCAUUGUAUUCGGAGAUGAACCGGCUCCUAAUGCCAACACGACCCACGGAGCUCACCGGGACUGAGGGCCUGUUUCCGAAAUCUACGUCUCCAUCUGUCUCCCUGUUUCUGCCCUCAAAAGAAGGCCCUGCCAUCCAAUCGCCGGUGGGACGUGACGCUGGGAUUAUCUGGGCUGUAAACCGUUGGAUGUAUUUAUUUCCGUGUGAAUGCGGUGAGCGACUGGCGCGACGCUGCUCAUUGUAGAUUCUAUUUGUGUGAACUGGAGCUGGUGUUUGGCUGAAUGUCAAAAAGUGUAUCACGGGUCAUUUAUUUGUGGCAUGAUCUCUUCUGGGGAGGAUGGGAGCGGGGAUCUUCACAGGGCUGUGGUGGUGCUUGAGAAAUACAAACCUAUUCUCAGUUUUAAACCAGAGAUUUGUGGGGAAAAAAAAUGAAUUUGUGAGCGUAAAAUAACUCAAAUGAAUUAUCGUCAUUAACAUUCCCAAACUGGACCUUAGAUCCAGCUUAGAUUUGAGGUAUGAGCGGGUGUUAGCUAGACUUGCAGCAGCAACUUGAGCAAGUCCAACUGGUGCAAGCUCAAUUACCAUAAAUGCUAUUGUAACUUUAUUUUCAGGACGCAUUUAGCAUGGUCACACUUCAAGAGCACACUGAGUAAAAGCCAGAAUUUUACACCUGGGGAGAGACUUCCAGUGUUCCCAGUUAUGCCCUCUGUUGACCAGAUGUAGAAUCUCCUAGUGGGAAGGUGGGAGAAUUGGCACCACAGCAAUGCAAGAUGGCUGCCUCUAAUGUUAACAGGAAGCGCACAAGAAGAGAAUUUGUGUUUCCUCUGCAUCCUGUAGGUUUUCUAGUUGCAAGCGUAAAACGUACUUGAAGAAGUUACAUGGAUGUCACCAUCUUCUUCUCCAACUUAGAUAACUGGUAUGCACUGAACAUGGCUGUGAUGCCAUUCCCAGCUCUCACUUCUGAGGUACUUACAACGCAGCAUCAGAGUAGCUCCGGCGCUCCGACUCAAAGCAGCUUGAGUAUGGAUUCAACCCAAGACUUUUUAGCAUAGGGAGCUAGGGAUAGAGACGUGUGCGCUCUUUUGACCAGACUUUGGAUUUGCAGCAGUGGAUGCAGGGGAAUGUCGAACUGGGUAUUGGUUUUCUUUGGUUCAGACAGAGGCAACUGCAAAAUGAACUUGGCUCGAUGUAUUUGACAACAUACUCACUACUCUUAAGGCGUAAAACAGUGGUGAACUGGACUUCCAUUGUUGACGCGGAAGUUAGCCUGCAUGUCAUUUCAUUUCAUGAUGUUCAAAAAGAGCGGUUGGGGUUGGGAUGAGAACAUGGAGGGUGACGAUGGUUAGCUUUCAAGGUUAUCUGACUUGUGAUGCUGCUUGGUAUAUGCAGUACCUAAUGUGGCCAGCAGCUGCGAUCGUGCACCAUCCCACGGCUUACCCUUUCCUUUCCUUAAACACUUCUUUUUUUGCAAAGGAAACUGGGGAGGGAUGUGAAGUGUGAUCCAGGCGGAAGCCAAAUAUGCGACACGGAAAGAUGACUUCAGCGUCAACAUUGGACGAAAAAGUCCACUUGAUGUUACGCCUUAGGAGUGAGGAAGCCGACUUGAUAAACCUUUCCUCCUGUCUUUAGGACCUCUGACAGCACUAAUGGGGUCGGGACAUCUACACGGUAACAUGCCACGGCAGGUACCUUCUUGCUUGUGAUAGGUUUCACGAAACAGUGCACUCAUUUCUAGUAGACGGCUCUAAAGUUACUUUGUAACUUUGAAACUUUAAAGUAACACCUUGUGUUACUCUUAAGCCGAGAGCGCCACCUUCUGAGCUCUGAGGAGACUGUUUCGUGAAGCCUCAUCAGCCCAUCACUACUUCACGCUCCAAUCGUUGCCGACGUGUUCUCUCUUCUAUCCACAAACUCUAUGUCAGAUUUGAACAAAUGAAAACGCAUUUUUCGACGCACGUUUCAACCGUCUCUAAAUCUGCCCCUUCAUGCUCCAAGGUUAUGAAGCAGCACAUCAUAACAAGAAACCCCAGCUUGCCAAAAUACGGCGCUUCCACAACACAGCCAGGCGAUUCCCCGGAGAACACUCCAGCCUCCACGAGCACGAGGUUCGUGUUUUCUCCUCUUCCUAAUUGUAUACAAGCGAAUCCCACCCCAACUCUCCAGCUUCCAAUUAUGAAACAAGGUGACAGCUGCGUUUCUUAAAGAGCCCAACUUAAAACCCGUCAUCAUCAAUUACAGCAAAUGCCAAAACAUGCUCAUUAAUAAUCCUCCGGUGCGUCCGUGCAUACGGUGAUUCACCGCGUGCAGCGAAGAAGCGAGCGCAACGCGCUAAAUCCACGUGCGGUGUCUAAAUAUAAGCUGCGCUGCGCGUUGAAAUCCAUCAUCCACCAGUUCUGAUCUCAUUACCGUUGUCUCCAACAAGCACCGGGCCCGAAACCAAACACGGUAUAUGCACAUUUGUUUAUACGGCGAUUGUAAAUUUUUAUAAAUAGGAUUAUUUGGUUGAAAUAAAAUGGUGGUGAAGUGUAAUUUGUCAGACACUUUUAGAAUAGUGUUGCUGUUUUUCCAUGUUUGAUUUGUGACGAAACCGGCAUGCGGAGUUCUGUAACACUGUAAUAAGUGAACCGUGCAUGUUGCAUCUCAAGUGUUAGUUUUGCAAGAAUUCAACUUAUGCAAUGCAAUGACUAAUGCAAUACAGACUCUGGCUGAACCCCGACAAAGUUUGCCAUUGUCGCCCUCGUCUGACCGGGAUGGAGCCGCCGACUUCAUCUGUAAAGAAAGCAAGAAUGAAAAAAAAAGAGGCUCAGACGUGAUGCCAAGAAUAUGUAUCCUGUCUCCCGCUGAAUGAUUUAAACCUUUUCUUUGGUGCAAUGAUGGUUUAGUUCUGUGCCAACUGUUGCUUUGGGUUUGAAUAAUUGAGAUGCGGGGAGGAAGGAGGGGCGCUGUAAUUGUUGCUAGCCUGCUGGCGCUCAAUAAUUCAGUUGACUUAGCUAACAUCCGUUUUGUUUCCUCCUCAACCACCAGGUCAUAAUGCCGUCUUUUUCUCUCUUGCUCCUGAAGCAGAUCACGAGAACAUGCUUUUAAAUCAUUUGGUUUUCGCUCCGUCACUCAUAAGAAGUCCACGCUUCCUUCAAAAGGAUCCUGAUCCAGAAUCAUGGUCAAAAAAGAGCUGAGCCAAGAGGCAAAGCUGCUACUCUCACCUUCCAUCUGAGCAGAUCACUGUGUUGCUCCUCCAACACACCGAGCCGUAGGAAACCUUCCGACAACUGGUCUGAGUUUGUGCUAUACUUAAUCUGCAUAGAAAUUUCAGUUCAUAUUUAUUUAUUUUUUUACAUUAUUACAGUGGUAUUUACAGUACAUUUAAUUGCAGGGUUACAUGCUGGAUGCGUAUCUUAUUUUUACAUGGAAAUGAAAGCAAAACUUGAUGGAGAAUAUUGUAAAUCUAUAGAAGAUAAAUGUACAAUUUGUGGGGAAUAAAAGCAGAAAAAAAUGUUGAACCAUCAUAGUGUAAAAAUUUGAUAAUAAUUUAAACAAAAAUUCAAAUGCUGUCACUGAAAUGAUGUUAACAUAUUAACCUGGAAAAAAAAUACAAGUCUUAUUUAAUAUAACUUGAGAACAAAUAGAGUAGAAUUAACUUAUGAAUAUAGAGAUUGAAUUUAUUUAAUGAUUUAUGGAAGAACUUCUUCCCUUCAAUAACUGUCAAACUGAAUAGUAUUUAUGUGUUAUGCAUGUUUGUCUUCUGCUUAUUUAAAUCACAUGCCAUUCACAUUGAACAAAUUAUUUUUAAUAAUAUUUGAACCGAUACAGAGGUUUAUAACAGUCUCAGAACACACUACUGUACCUGUUGGAUCUGUGACUACACAAAGUUGUGGUCUGCUGAGAGAGGCUGAGCGCGUGACGGCCGUUCUCAGCUCCAUCGAUGCGCCCUCUGACCCCUUGGCCCCGCCGCUCACCUCCCUCACACCGAGGGAGGACCUCAUUUGCAUGACCCCAUGUGCUUGUUAGGGGUUGUUGAAUGUAGAAGACAUGGUCAAAGAAGCCGUUUAGCUCCUGGCGCCGUCCCUCCUCAGCUCCACCGCCGCCACAGCAGCGCCGCAGGUUACAACUCAGUUCGUGGAUAUGAUCUGCUGCACCUCCAGUGGUGGACCCUGCUUGACACGUAGCUGCAUCACACAUGGGCUUGUGGUUUCCUCCACAAUGUGCUUUUUUUUUUUUUAUUUCAGAAAAUGUGUUUUUAUUUCUCUUGUACUGACACACGUCCGCGUCUGAUGAGAUUGUACUAAACAUGUUGAAUAAAGGAGAAUUAUUUCACUGUUCAA
Messenger RNA from Synchiropus splendidus (mandarinfish), 6006 nucleotides. RefSeq names its product gamma-aminobutyric acid type A receptor subunit alpha6b (gene gabra6b). Lineage: Eukaryota; Metazoa; Chordata; Actinopteri; Syngnathiformes; Callionymidae. The coding region runs from base 199 to 1569 and encodes 456 amino acids. The transcript is spliced from 10 exons. The record is from RefSeq and is a predicted model, not a curated record. Gene Ontology annotation, biological process: monoatomic ion transmembrane transport; gamma-aminobutyric acid signaling pathway; nervous system process. Gene Ontology annotation, molecular function: benzodiazepine receptor activity; GABA-A receptor activity; transmitter-gated monoatomic ion channel activity involved in regulation of postsynaptic membrane potential. Gene Ontology annotation, cellular component: synapse; neuron projection; GABA-A receptor complex.